UUGCCCUUUAGGCAUUUAAGUUGAAUUUUUAUGCAUUUAACUCGGCAUAGUUUCAGUUCAUGCAGACUCUUAUUUUGACAUCGGUUUACUGAGCUAAAACAGGAAGUAGUUCAUGGAGACUCUUAUUUUGACAUUUGUUUACUGCGCUAAAACCGGAAGUAGGACGCUACGUAGAAUUCACCACGUUAGAUAACGCAUUGGAAAUUCAAACAGUCAUCGCGCCAGAGAAAAUACAUCAUGUUCGUUGACUCCCCAGCAGAAGCAUCGCUUUUUCACUCUCUCGUCUCUCAUCACUCAUCUCGUGUGUGUGGAUUCAGCACAAUGUGAAGACAAUAAAUCUGCAUAAGAGGAACUCAGGAUGUCUUCAUGUUCAUGAAUAAGAGAGAGUUUAGCUCACUGUUUAGUUGGAGUUGCUACACCUCAGCGAGAACAGUACAGUGAAAAAGCGUAAUCCAGCUUGAGUUCAACGUUUCUGAUAAGCAAACAGAGAGGUAAAAUGGAAGCAGAAAGGACUGACAAUGCAUCUGUGCGUACUAGGAAAUCAAAAAGCUCUCAGUCAACAGCAUCGAGUGCCACAGUAAGGGCACGCGCUAGAGCAGAGGCAGCGAAGGCACGAGCAGCGUUCGCUGAGGAAGAAGCACAGCUGAAAGUUGAAAGGGCAGCGAAGGAAGCGGAGCUUCAAUUAGGAAAAGCAAAGCUGGAAGCCAAACUAGGCGCACUCGAGCUUCGAAGAGAGGCAGCUGCAGCCAUUGCCCAAGCGGAGGCAUUGGAAGCAGCUGAACUGGAUCUAGAAGAUUCAAUCAAGACCGACAUAUCUUCUCGGGCAAAUUUACAAGGCGAAAUUGUAACACGCACUAAAGAAUACGUCGAAGCGCAAGCCGAACAUAACGUAGUACAAACUCAUGCAUCAGCCCAUGCAACAUUCCCUGCGGCAGCAUCGUCAGAAGGGAGCUACGUCACAUGGGAUCCUCCAUCAGGACGCAACUUACAGUUACAAGAAAGGCAAGAAGAGGUUGAAACCCAUAAUAGACCAUCUGAGCAUAACACAGCACCGGCGAAAACCAAGAUGAUACAUCAGCCUCUCAAACCACAACUUAAGGCGGCAGCUCCAUCGUAUGUGCCUGUGCACGCACCAUACACCCCAAGAGUGACACCUGAAACAGAACACCUGGCACGAUUCCUGGCUCGUCGCGAUUUGGUGAGUACGAGUCUCUACCAAUUCGACGAUAAACCUGAAAAUUAUUUAGCAUGGCAGUCAUCAUUCAGCAACGCUACUACAGGCUUAGGACUCACCUCCACUGAAAUGUUGGAUUUGCUUAUUAAAUGGCUCGGACCAGAGUCCGUGAAACACAUCAGAAGGAUUCGCUCUGUACAUGUCAGGAACCCAGAUAUAGCACUUAAAAAGGCCUGGGAACGCCUCCAAGAGUGCUACGCUGCACCUGAAGUAAUGGAGAAGUCGCUUUUUAAGAGAUUGGACGAAUUCCCAAGAAUAUCAAACAAAGAUUACGGGAAGCUGAGGGACCUAGGCGACCUUCUUAUGGAACUUCAGGGUGCCAGAGAAGAAGGUUACCUCACAGGAUUGACUUACCUGGAUACCGCCAGAGGCAUUGGUCCCAUCGUGGAGAAACUCCCUCACGGGCUACAGGAGAAAUGGCUCUCAGUCGGCUCCAAGUUUAAAGAAGAUAACAAUGGCUACUUUCCUCCAUUCAAUUACUUUGCCGACUUCAUCUGCCAUGAAGCACGCCGGAGAAAUGACCCCAGUUUCAUAGUUCUAUGCGCCAACACCAACGGACUGAAGUCAGAUAAGGUAGUCUCAAAUAACUAUGGAAGAAAGAUAUCCGUUCACAAGACUGACAUCUCUUCUGGUGAAAACUCACCUCCGAUCUCACCGGAGAGAAAGCCCGGUGAGAAAAACUGUCUCAUUCACAACAAACCACAUCCACUAAGGAAGUGCAAAGUAUUUAGAGGCAAGACCCUCGAAGAAAGAAAGAGCAUCCUCAAGGAGAACGGAAUUUGUUUCAAGUGCUGCACAUCAGCCAGUCAUCUCGCAAGAGACUGUAAAGCAACAGUAAGGUGCAUAGAGUGCGACAGUGACCGACAUCAUGCCGCUAUGCAUCCUGGCCCACCACCUCAAGUCUACAGAAGGCCUACACCCCCACCAGACAAUGGCGGGGAGGAAGAGGAACAUGCUUGCGACAGCACAGCUAUCUCGUCACACUGUACCCAGGUAUGUGGUCCAGAGCAAAUAGGAAGAUCCUGCUCGAAGAUCUGUCUGGUAAGGAUAUACCCUCAAGGUCAACGUGAGAAGGCAACCAACAUGUACGUCAUUUUGGACGAUCAAAGCAACCGCUCGCUGGUGCGAUCAGACUUCUUUGAGCUUUUCAACAUCGAAGGCCAAUCAUUCCCCUACUCACUGAAGACUUGUUCCGGAUUGGUUGAGACGUCAGGCAGGAAGGCAGAGGGUUUCCAGGUCGAAUCGCUUGAUGGACAGACUAUCCUACCGCUACCACCGCUAAUCGAGUGUAAUGACAUCCUCAUCGAUCGCUCUGAAAUACCAACGCCUGAUGCAGCCCGUCACCAUCCUCACCUACGAAGGGUAGCGGCACACAUACCAGGACUUGACCCCAAGGCGGAAAUCCUCAUCUUGCUGGGCAGAGACAUUGUGAGGGUCCAUAAAGUCCGACAACAAGUGAACGGACCUCACAACGCCCCCUUUGCACAAAGACUGGAUUUGGGAUGGGUCCUGGUAGGAGACGUGUGCCUAGGGAACGCACACAAACCAGCCGUGAGCACGUUCAAGACAAGUGUGCUGGAGAACGGCCGACCCUCUAUUCUCAGACCAUGUGAAGGCUUCAUGAAGCUGACUGAACAUGUGUCCCACAGCAGGGAGCAAAAGAACAAACCACACAAGGCAUCGUCGAAGGUUCUUGGAUUAGAUGUCUUCAACGAGACUGAGUCCGACAACAAACCUGCCCCGUCCAUAGAGGACACCAUCUUUUUGGAAAUCAUGGAGCAAGAAACGUACCGAGACACGUCAAACAACUGGGUCGCUCCUCUCCCCUUUAGAGUUCCCCGUCAACGUCUAUCGAACAACCGCGAGCAGGUGUUCACUCGCUUCACCUCCCUGGAGAAGACGCUGCGGAGGAAAACUGAGAUGAGAGACCAGUUUCUAGAGUUCAUGAAGAAAAUAUUCGACAACAGACAUGCUGAAGUGGCUCCUAUACUAGAGGAGAACGAAGAGUGUUGGUACCUGCCCACUUUCGGAGUCUACCACCCACAAAAGCCCGGAAGCAUCCGCGUGGUGUUUGACUCCAGCGCAAAGUACUUCGGCACAUCUCUAAAUGGCAUUCUUCUGUCAGGCCCAGACCUCAACAAUUCCCUCAUUGGGGUGUUGAUCCGCUUUCGCAAGGAACAGGUAGCAGUGAUGGCCGACAUACAGCAGAUGUUCCACUGCUUUCUUGUCCGAAGAGACCAUAGGAACUAUCUGAGGUUUUUGUGGUACAGAGACAACGACAUGUCUAAGGAUAUCAUCGACUACAGGAUGAGAGUCCAUGUAUUCGGCAACAGCCCGUCACCGUCCGUAGCCAUCUACGGACUAAGGAGAGCCAUCCAUGAAGGUGCUCACAAACACGGAGAAGACACGGUCCAGUUCGUCGAACAUCAUUUUUACGUAGAUGAUGGGCUCAUCAGUGUGCCAACUGAAGCUGAAGCCAUCAGCCUCCUACGGAGAACGCAGGCCUCUCUCAGCGAAUCGAAUCUGAGGCUUCACAAGUUCGCCUCAAACAGCGAAACCGUCCUCCAGGCCUUUGCACCAGAGGAUAGAGCAGUUCCGAAAGACCUCGACCUUAGCGGUGAAGCUACACCAGUGCAACGCAGUUUGGGACUGUUGUGGGAGACCACGACAGACACUUUCACCUUUGCAGUCUCAGAGCACAAGAAACCCUUCACUCGCAGGGGAGUUCUGUCGACAGUGAACAGCGUGUUCGAUCCUUUAGGCAUGGUCGCACCCGUGACUAUUGAAGGCAAGGGUCUCUUGAGGGAACUCAGCGUCAACGCCUGCGACUGGGACGCUCCUCUUCCAGAACAAAAGCUGAAGCAAUGGGAAGCGUGGCGUGAGUCACUGCAUGACUUAAGCAAUCUGCAUAUCCCACGUUCAUACACAGCAACAUCACUUCCCAAUGCUGUACACACAGAGCUAUGCGUUUUUUCCGACGCAUCCACGAAGGCCAUUGGAGCAGUGGCAUAUCUCAGGACCAUUCAAGCUGAGGGACAAGUCGAAGUAGGAUUCAUCUUGGGAAAGGCUAAGCUGGCCCCACAGUCCGAACCUACCAUUCCACGGUUGGAAUUGUGUGCCGCAGUAUUAGCCGUGGAAGUCGCCGAGCUCAUCCGAGAUGAACUGGAGCUGAAAUUUGAUGCGAUCAAGUUCUAUUGUGACAGCAAGGUCGUGCUCGGAUACAUUCACAAUCAAACAAAACGCUUCUAUGUCUACGUUCACAAUCGAGUCCGACGUAUUCGUCAGUCCACAAGUCCUAACCAGUGGUUCUACGUCAACACAGAGGACAACCCAGCUGACCACGCAUCCAGGUCAGUUCCUGCGUCCCAAUUGACAAAGACUAUGUGGUUCACUGGACCGGCCUUUUUGCACAAACCAAAUUCAUCUGACACAGACUCAAGCCAGACGUUUGAACUCGUUAACUCAGAAUCAGACAUGGAAAUACGACCCGAAGUGAGUAGUUUUCUUACUCAGACUCAGAACCGGGGCUUUACCGUCACGCGGUUACAGCGCUUUUCAUGCAUGCGCGCCCUUACCAGGGCUAUCGCCCUACUCAUCCAUAUAGCUGGCACUUACAGACACGACAAGUCCAGUGAGUGUAAAGGAUGGCAUCACUGCAACCUCCCACGUACUCCGGAUGAGUUGCUUCAGGCGAGACACAUCAUUAUCAGAGCCGCACAGGAAGAUGUCUUUGCAAAAGAGCUCACGGCUCUCGAGCUUGGAAACGCUGUAUCCAAAAACAGUUCCCUUCACAAGCUCAGACCUGUUCUCGAAGGUGGUCUGAUGCGCGUUGGCGGCAGAUUAAAGCACGCUGACUUGAGUGCGCAAGAAAUAAAUCCAAUCAUCGUUCCCAAGACCAGCCACGUUUCUUUGCUGUUGGUGCGACAGUAUCAUGAAGAGGUGAAGCAUCAAGGCCGCCACCUCACCGAAGGGGCUCUGAGAGCAGCAGGCUUCUGGGUCAUAGGGGGAAAACGACUAGUUGUCUCUGUCUUGCACAACUGUGUAGUGUGCCGAAAGUUACGCCGAAGAACAGAGGGACAGCUCAUGGCAGACUUACCCCCAGAACGCUUGCACACAUGCCCACCUUUCACCUAUGUAGGAGUGGAUGUGUUCGGACCAUGGCAAAUCGUCACCAGGCGUACAAGAGGAGGACAGGCCCAAAGCAAAAGGUGGGCAAUGCUCUUCUGCUGCAUGAGCUCCCGUGCCGUGCACAUCGAGAUCAUCGACUCACUAGAUACGUCCAGUUGCAUCAAUGCAUUGAGACGUUUCUUUGCCAUACGGGGACCUGCAAAGCAGAUAAGAUCAGACCGUGCAACAAACUUUGUUUCCGCUGCAAAGGAACUGGGACUAAGCCAACAAAAAUCCGACAUCACAGUACAGAACUUCUUGAGUCAACAUGGGUGCUCAUGGGUGUUUAAUCCUCCCCAUGCGUCCCAUAUGGGAGGAUCAUGGGAACGUAUGAUAGGCCUGUCAAGACGGAUCCUCGACGGGAUCUUGCUCCAAGACCGCGUCCAACUUACCCACGACCUCUUGUGCACACUCAUGAUGGAAGUUACUGCGAUAAUCAAUGCAAGACCACUUGUUCCAGUCUCGACUGACCCAGAGUCACCGUUUGCACUGUCUCCUGCAAUGAUACUCACCCAGAAGGUUGGCGUUACUCCACCACCUGGAGACUUCACAGACAAUGAUCUUCUCAGCAGACAAUGGAAACAAGUUCAGGUUCUCGCUGACAGAUUCUGGCGUCGCUGGCGUCAGGAGUUCCUCCCCACUCUACAAGCUCGCCGCAAAUGGAGAGAUGUCCAACGAGACCUCAAAGAAGGGGACAUUGUGCUCCUGAAGAAUAGUCAAGCUGCACGUAACGCGUGGCCUAUGGCAAGGAUCACAGCCGUCUUUCCUGGGAGAGACGGCAAAGUAAGGAAGGUGGAACUCAAGACGGCGGACCAAGGGACUGUGAAGGUGUUCUUGAGACCAGUGUCAGAGGUCGUUCUUCUUCUGGCCGAAGACUGAUGGUUCAGAGACAUUCAAUAUAGUGACCUUUAAGGUCAGACGGGGAGUGUGUUGCCCUUUAGGCAUUUAAGUUGAAUUUUUAUGCAUUUAACUCGGCAUAGUUUCAGUUCAUGCAGACUCUUAUUUUGACAUCGGUUUACUGAGCUAAAACAGGAAGUAGUUCAUGGAGACUCUUAUUUUGACAUUUGUUUACUGCGCUAAAACCGGAAGUAGGACGCUACGUAGAAUUCACCACGUUAGAUAACGCAUUGGAAAUUCAAACAGUCAUCGCGCCAGAGAAAAUACAUCAUGUUCGUUGACUCCCCAGCAGAAGCAUCGCUUUUUCACUCUCUCGUCUCUCAUCACUCAUCUCGUGUGUGUGGAUUCAGCACAAUGUGAAGACAAUAAAUCUGCAUAAGAGGAACUCAGGAUGUCUUCAUGUUCAUGAAUAAGAGAGAGUUUAGCUCACUGUUUAGUUGGAGUUGCUACACCUCAGCGAGAACAGUA
Messenger RNA from Pungitius pungitius (ninespine stickleback), 6766 nucleotides. RefSeq lists its product as uncharacterized. Gene Ontology annotation, biological process: DNA integration. The coding region runs from base 497 to 6280 and encodes 1927 amino acids. The record is from RefSeq and is a predicted model, not a curated record. Gene Ontology annotation, molecular function: nucleic acid binding. NCBI's taxonomy places the organism in Eukaryota, Metazoa, Chordata, Actinopteri, Perciformes, Gasterosteidae. The transcript has 3 exons.